GAAAGGGACGAAGUCAAGGCUUUUUUUCAAUCUAUCAUAAUCAUCUUCUUCAACAAGCUAUUGCUGAUCAGCUAAAAGAAAAACAUCCAGAUGUAAUCGUUGUCUACGGUGACUACUACAAUGCAUUCCUGUGGCUUUUGAGCAAAGCUGAUCUGCUUGCUUGCUGCGGAAUUGGGGGAGACUACAAUUCUGGCUUAUCAAGUUGGUGCGGAGAUCCAAAAGUACCGGUAUGCGAAAACCCUAAUGAACAGCUUAGUUGGGAUGGAACUCAUUUGACACAAAGAGCAUAUGAGGUAAUGGCAACAUGGCUUGUACGUGGCAUCUAUCCGAAACUUCAAUGUGAAUACAUUGUUUCAUAUAGUUCUGCUGUCUAGUUCCUGUAGGAACUUGUGGGGCUGUUUAUGUUUCGAACUUUCUGUCAUCGACACACUCAACUUUCGGUCGGUCACGAUUUGAUUUUGUUCUGUUUCCUCUCUUCUGUCCUUGUAUCAUUAUUUUCUACAAUUCAAAGUAUAACCUAAAAUUUUCCAUUCCCAUUGUAGCUUCGUUUGCUUGUUUCUUGGGGUUUGGUAUAGGAUGCUAUCGCUUUAUUGUUCCUAUUUUUGGUGCUUUACCCUAUUUUAAUUUUCAUUAUAAAGCCAAACAUGCUUCAUUGAAUUUGUCUUCACUUUAGUUCAAGUUUAUUGCUUUCCAAAUUCCAACAAAAAAAAAAAACCGUCUAAAACAUCAAGUUUGGCCAAUUCCCAUCCUGUCUCGACUUCUAAAAAAUGGGUAGCUAUGAUGAAGCUGAUUCGGGGAGCAUUGGUGUCAUCAAUGAUUAUGAAGAUUCUAAACCAGCAACUCCUCCUAUGGAAGAACCUAAGGUGGUGGGAGCAGCAGCAGCUCAAGCCCCAAUUAUUUCAUCAUACAAUGACAAAAUCCGACCUUUGCUUGAUGUCAUCGACAGGCUCAGGCUGCUCAUGGUGAUGAAAGAAGGCAUACAGCUCCCCACAAUUGUUGUGGUUGGAGACCAGUCAUCAGGCAAGUCUAGUGUUCUUGAAUCCUUGGCUGGUGUUAACCUUCCUCGUAGCCAGGGCAUUUGCACCAGGGUACCUCUCAUAAUCAGGUUGCAGAACCAUGCAAGUCCAAGGCCAGAGCUCUACUUGGAGUACAAUGGCAAAAUGGUCCCAGUGGAGGAACCCCAGAUUGCAACAGCCAUAAACAUUGCAACGGAUGAGGUUGCAGGCCCGGGUAAGAGCAUAUCUGACAUCCCUUUGACUUUGGUGGUGAGAAAAGAUGGGGUUCCUGAUCUUACCAUGGUUGAUCUUCCUGGAAUUACCAGAGUUCCUGUCCAUGGUCAGCCUGACAACAUAUAUGAGCAGAUCCGGGACAUCAUCAUGCAGUACAUAACACCAAAGGAAAGCAUUAUCCUUAAUGUUCUGUCGGCUACGGUUGAUUUUUCAACUUGUGAAUCCAUUAGGAUGUCGCAACAAGUGGACAAGAAUGGUGAGAGAACUCUUGCUGUGGUUACUAAAGUAGAUAGGGCCCCCGAAGGGCUUGUUGACAAGGUUACUGCAGAUGAUGUGAAUAUAGGACUUGGUUAUGUUUGUGUUCGGAAUCGGAUUGGUGAUGAAUCCUAUGAAGAAGCAAGGAAGGAAGAGGCUAGAUUGUUCGAAACUAAUGCACAUUUGUCAUGUAUUGAUAAAUCAAUUGUGGGUGUUCAUGUUUUGGCUCAAAAGCUUGUCCGAAUUCAAGCUAAUGCAAUUGCAAAGUGCUUGCCAGAGAUUGUUAAAAACAUUAGUGCAAAGCUGGAUGCAAAUGUUUCAGAGCUAGAGAAAAUGCCAAAGGCCUUAACUUCUAUUGCUGAUGCCACUCAAGCUAUGAUGAGGAUCAUUCAAGCAGCUAAAGAAUCCCUGAAGAAACUUCUUUGGAGGGGGGAAUUUGAUGAAUACCCCGAGGACAACACGAAGCACGGGACUGCUCGGUUUGUUGAAAUGCUGAACCGGUUCUCCGAUGAGCUUCACAACUGCGAGGAAAGUAAUCUAUCAAAAGACUUUUUAACAGAAGAGAUCAAGGGUUUGGAAGAUGCUAGGGGGAUCGAACUACCGAACUUCCUUCCCUGUGAAGCAUUCCUUCGUAUCUUAAGGAGAAAAGUCGAGAGGAUAUCGUAUCUCCCUAUCAAACUCAGCGAAAAGUAUUGGGAUUACAUAGACGAUGUGGUGAUGUCUGUUUUGACGCGCCACUCGGAAAUGUAUUAUCACCUCAAGGUAUCCGCGAAAGGAGCUGCUCACAACCUUGUUCAAAAGCUGAGGGAGCAAUCAAUCAAUAGGGUGAAAGAGAUUGUAGAAAUGGAGAAGCUAACAGGCUAUACAUGUAACCCUGAUUACAUGAUGGAGUGGAAUAAGCUCAUGAAGCAACAAGACCAUUUCAUAAACCAAAUAUCUGGAACAAACAUGCGGCCGCUGCCUUGCAGUGUGGAUCUCCAAGGUUUAGGGGAAAUCCAAAUCGAACAUCUUAGAAAACACUCGGAUGUUUCGAUCCUGCAACAAGCUUUCGACCUGAAGAUGAGAAUGGUUGCUUAUUGGAAGAUAUUUAAGGUGAGAUUGGUUGAUUCCAUGGCAUUGCAUUUACGAUACCAUGUUCAUAAUCUUGUACACCAUGACAUUGAUGAGAUUGUGAAGGAGCUGAUGGGACCAGAUGGACAUGGGAUAAAGAUGAUGCUGGUGGAAUCUCCUGCCAUUGUUGCAAAGCGUGAGAAGCUUAAAAACAGCAUCAAGGUGUUAAAGGAGUCCAAAGAUAGUGUGGCCAAGAUCAUGGAUAGGAUUGUUGCUUAUGAUGCUUGCUUGGUUUAAUAUUUUCACAUAAAAUUUGGGUCAUCAUCAUGGUUUGCUUAUUGCAUGUUUUAAGUGUCUGUGUUCUAUAUAUAUAGUAUAGAUUAUUAAGAAUUGAAGAUUAUAUAACAAGGUCACAACUACUGUGGACGGCAAAUUGGGGGGCUGGGGGUUAGUUUUCUACUUUGUUUUUUUUUUUUUUUUUGUGUGUUA
This is a messenger RNA of Gossypium raimondii (Peruvian cotton), 3023 nucleotides long. Its product is annotated as dynamin-related protein 4C-like. The transcript has 2 exons. Gene Ontology annotation, cellular component: cytoplasm; membrane; microtubule. Lineage: Eukaryota; Viridiplantae; Streptophyta; Magnoliopsida; Malvales; Malvaceae. Gene Ontology annotation, molecular function: GTPase activity; GTP binding; microtubule binding. The coding region runs from base 768 to 2831 and encodes 687 amino acids. The record is from RefSeq and is a predicted model, not a curated record.